This is a messenger RNA of Peronospora matthiolae, 1152 nucleotides long. Lineage: Eukaryota; Oomycota; Peronosporomycetes; Peronosporales; Peronosporaceae. The record is from the annotation of a GenBank genome assembly.
AUGCAGGAACAACGACCGCUCUCAAGGGACGCAAACACCGCAACGCUGCAAGCGUUUUAUGCGCGCGUCAUCAACCGUGUGUGCGAUUCUUAUCGAAAAGAAGGCGAAGCCCUUGCUACUGAAACGAUCGCUCGUCUCCAACAGAAAUGGCAGGAAAAGCUCCUGCUGUACACAGGAAAACCAGAUAAUUCAAGUCCGAGAAGAGAAGAUGACGACAGAAUUGAGCUCGUGGACUCGGUCGAAGCCUCCGGUGACAGUGACAAUGAACUUUCUGACGGAUCGUCGCCACCGACGUCAUUGUCGUCAAGCUCUUCAACGGAAUCAGAAGCUGCUUUGGAGCACGAAGCAAUUGGUCGACCAAGUGCAGCAUUGCCAAGUGCUGCAACGUUGACUGCACCAUCAGUAUUUUCGAAAAUGCUUGGGUCGAAGCGGAGACUUUGCCAGUUGGAUGGCUCUGUUUCGGAUGCUGAGAUCGAUCUUGAUUGGCGGGACGUUGCUGCAGAGGAGGAGGAGGUGAACGAGCUAAAGCAGGGCGGUCAACAGGAGAGCGCAGAAACAGGCGCCACUUUGUCAACAAAGGCGCAAGACUCGUUCAAUGAUGCAGAAAACGAUGCAGACGGUGAAGCAGCAGGAAGGAGAGAUGAUACAGUAGAUGAGGACGCUCGCCGAACAAAAUGCGACGAAGCAGUGAAGAUUGUGGUAAAUUUUGGAGAUGUUGAUGAAGACACGCCGUCAAGCUCGAUGAUUGUUUCAUCGAGGCUAGUAUCUGCAGAUGAUCUUGCUCCCGUCUCUGGUCUUUCUGGAAUCAGUCUACCUAUACAGCUUGCUGCAGAGUACUCUAAGUUUCGUCACCAUGGAAAACGUCAAGGGUAUCGUGGUCAACUACACGCAAUCGUGUUGACAUGGCCAAACCGAUUGCGGGCAGAAGAAACUGUUCGUCCUGGUGAGGUAGUGUGGUGCUAUCCGGAUUUAUUGCCAGGAAUUAUUGGUGAAGGCAAAGUCGGGAAGAUGGUUUCGCGUGAGGACUGCCGGCAAGAAAUGAAGAUCCGGUUUGACGAUGGAACCGAAGCUAUCGUUUCGAGGGACCGAACUCGUCGUUUGUCCGAGUAUCUCAUUCGCAAAGGUAGGGUUCACCUCAGUAGCGAACAGUAG